Messenger RNA from Phytophthora nicotianae INRA-310, 273 nucleotides. RefSeq lists its product as hypothetical. The coding region runs from base 1 to 273 and encodes 90 amino acids. NCBI's taxonomy places the organism in Eukaryota, Oomycota, Peronosporomycetes, Peronosporales, Peronosporaceae. The record is from RefSeq and is a predicted model, not a curated record. The transcript has a single exon.
AUGGCGCUUGUUAGCGCUUGCCGCGCUACAACACUGUUCAUGAGCUGGGCCAUCUCAGAGGAAGCGCAGACGUCGGUCGUGACUCCGAGCGUUCGCACGGACAUCAACACCAACAAUCCCUGGGAUAUCCCAGAGGCCUACAUGGCUGAGUUUCCAAAGUUCAUGGAGGAUCGCACGACGGCGGAGGAGUGGCGCCAGACGUUCACGCUGAACAUUGGCGAAGCGCAGGGCAAGCCAUCGCCCGGCUGGCUUGGUCUUCAUUCUGGUCAGUGA